AUUCUCCAUCCAGUCAGUGUGGAUUCAUAAUAAGGAGAAAAAUGAGCUUACUACCAGGUUCCACGGCAUUUAGAGUGCCGAAUUCCAAAGCCGAAGAAGAUUCCCUUGCCGCCAUCGAGUUGGCAGAACAGAUUGGCUAUGUUAUUUUUGCCCCUACCAUUAUCGCCGCCGGUAUUCUCGGCUCUUUGGCCAAUCUGUUCAUAUUGAAUGAUGGGAAGUUUUCCAAUCGGUUCUACACAUACCUAAAAGGCUUGGCAGUGGCGGAUCUCUGUUUCCUGUGCUUCGCUGUGUCCGGGAUUAUUCAUGUUUUCCAAAACCAGGCAGAUCGGAAGGAAUACGGUGGGAAUAUCAACUACAUCAAGCUAUUUUACGAAGCCCAUUUUGAAAAUGGUAUCAUCAAUGGCUUCCUAGCCUCAUCCGUGUUCAUCAUCGUUAUGAUGACGAUCGACAGGUAUUUGGCGAUCAGUCAUCCCACUCUAUAUCGGCGACGUCGAUCCAGCAACUCACCCCUGAAUUCCCCGAUCAUCGACAUUGGAUUGGCCUUUUAUGCCGGAAUGGUGAUUCAAGCCCCCAGAUACUUCACUCUGUCGAUCCAAAAUAUUGAUUGUAUCGUAGCCAAUCGGAACGAGACUUUUUCGCCCCUUUGUAAAUGUGAGAAAUCCCAAGACGAGAACGGCGGGUUCACUUGCGUUUAUAUCGGGGAGGAGGUGGAAUCCGUCACGGAAUCUGCCGUUUGGAUCACUUACGUCGUUCUGAUCGAGAUCAUGAUGCGAAUCGGGCCCUGCGUCCUUCUGGUCACGCUGAACAUCCGGAUGAUUCAAGACUUCAAUGAGUCUCUGAGACGUCGGCGUCAGCUGAUGGCCUCUUGUUUCAGUGUGACCUCCUCGGCCUUGUUCCCCAUGAUUGAAGGGGACGGCGAAGACCCCGAAAAUCCCGAAACCUCGUCGAGUCUGUUUUCAAUGAAGAUUCCCAAACGGGUUCGGUACUUGUCUGAGAACUCGGUGAGUUCCACGGAGCCUUCGAAUAAAGCCAAAACAAUGUUCGGACUGGCUCCAUCCAAAUUCAUGCCAAAUAUCUCUAAACUCCGGAGCAAGUUGGAAGGAAGCGAAGAUGCCCGGAACCAAUCUUUGAUGAUGUCGAGCAAGGAGAAGAAUGUCAUCAUUGUCUUGGGAGCUAUAUCGGUGGUUUUUGUGGGUUGCAACAUUCCACAAUCGAUCUGUCGCAUUUUGAUAUCCCAAAAGUACGAGUUUAACACUGCAUUUCAAGUUUUUCGAGUGAUUGCGAAUAUCCUGGAGCUAUUGAAUGCCUCUAUGAAUUUUUUCAUAUACUGUCUGUGCAACCAAGAAGUGCGUGAGCGUGUUAAGCAAUUUGGAAUCUGUUGUAAAGGACAACUCUCGGGAAGGAAAAGAGCCCUUUCCAUUUCAAAAGAGGCCUCCUCGGAUGCAUUAAAAGAGAUGUUUCCAGCAGUUUUCCAAGGUCCUUCCAAAAUCAAGGGAAAGAAAGUACUAACUCCGGAAGAACUGAGGGAAUAAAUUUAUUAUUUCACGCCUA
This is a messenger RNA of Tigriopus californicus, 1551 nucleotides long. RefSeq names its product probable G-protein coupled receptor B0563.6. The transcript is spliced from 4 exons. Lineage: Eukaryota; Metazoa; Arthropoda; Copepoda; Harpacticoida; Harpacticidae. Bases 42 to 1532 code for a protein of 496 amino acids. The record is from RefSeq and is a predicted model, not a curated record. Gene Ontology annotation, molecular function: G protein-coupled receptor activity. Gene Ontology annotation, biological process: G protein-coupled receptor signaling pathway. Gene Ontology annotation, cellular component: membrane.